Molecule: messenger RNA, 2211 nt
Organism: Apiotrichum porosum
Lineage: Eukaryota; Fungi; Basidiomycota; Tremellomycetes; Trichosporonales; Trichosporonaceae
Exons: 3
Coding region: 1-2211 (736 amino acids)
Molecular function (GO): calcium ion binding; NADH dehydrogenase activity
Source: RefSeq, a predicted model, not a curated record
AUGCUGUCGCGCACCACUAUCGGUGCUCUCGGCCUGGCACGCACUGGGGUGCUUGCAGGCCGUUUAGGCACGGCUGCAAUCGCGUCCCCGGCCCUCUACUUGGCUGCCGCCAGCCGCGGCUUUGCAUCGACGUCUUCCACCUCUAGUCGCCUCCCCCCGACCGUCUUCCAAUCUCGCCGGCCCACACCCAAUUCCAACGAUACCAACAACAGCAAGUCCCCCUCUGUCAUUCUCUCGCAAACGCGCAACAAAUGGUCGUAUGCCGAAAACGGCUUUCUCAACCCUGUUUGGGCCAAGAACCACCCUUGGAUCGCCGGUUGCUCGCGUCUCGCCAUUUCGUUCACUCUCGGUCUCACAAUCCUGCUGGGCGCCAUCCUCCUCCACGACAUGUCUACCUAUAACGAGCGCCACGUCGACCGCGUCCCCUGUAACCCCUUGAGUCUCCACCCUCGCAAGGGCGGACCCAAGAACCUGCCCAUCAUUGAGGAGAACCUCGACGAUGCGGAAGACGACGAGAAGAAGGCCAUGAGCGGCAAGCCACGCCUCGUGAUCGUCGGUGGUGGCUGGGGCGCCGUGGCAGUCCUCAAGACGCUCCCCACUUCAUACUACAACGUCACAGUCAUUGCUCCUGAAAACUACUUUGUCUUUACGCCUCUCCUGCCCUCCGCUUGUGUCGGCACUGUCGAGCCCCGUUCCCUUGUCGAGCCCCUUCGUCGCCUCAUUGCCCGUGUCCGUGGCCACUACCUGCACGGCUCGGCCGUCGACAUUGACAUGGCCAACCGCCUGGUCGAGGUCGAGAUUCCCAGCCAGACUGGCGGAGAAGCCACUCGCGCCUAUGUCCCUUACGACAAGGUCGUUGUCGCCGUCGGAUCGCGUAGCAACGACCACGGUGUCAAGGGUCUCGACAACUGUUACCAGCUCAAGCGCAUUCCCGACGCCCAGGCUAUUCGCCGCAAGAUUAUGAGCAACCUCGAAGCCGCAACUCUGCCUACCACCACACCCGAGGAACGCAAGGUCCUACUCUCGUUUGUCGUCUGCGGUGGCGGCCCUACCGGUGUCGAGUUUGCCGCCGAGCUCUCGGACAUGCUCAACGAAGACGUGCUCGACUUUUACCCCAAGACGCUCAAGAACGAGGUCACCGUCUCGAUUGUCCAGAGCCGCGACCACAUUCUCAACACGUACUCUGAAAAGAUCUCCAACUAUGCCGAGCAGCGCUUUGGGCGUACCGACGUCAAGGUCAUCACCAACGCACGCGUCGCCGAGGUGACUCCCAACUCUGUCAUUUUGACGAUCAAGAACGACGACGGCAAGACGGAGACCAAGGAGAUUCCCUCGGGCUUUACCCUGUGGUCGACCGGUAUUGCCAUGCAGCCGUUCACGCAGCGCAUGACCGAGCAGCUUCCUAACCAGUUCCACUCCAAGGCCGUCCAGGUCGACGCCCACCUCCGCGUCGAGGGCUCGCCCAAGGGCACCGUCUACGCCAUUGGCGAUGCGUCCACCAUCCACCUGGACAUUCUCAACAACCUCCUUGUCCUCUGGGAGAAGUUUGACGCCAACAAGGACGACAAGCUUGACCGCGACGAGUGGCAGCUCCUUGCCAAGCACCUCAAGAAGAAGUUCCCGCUGGCCGAGACCUCCCUCGAGGAAAUUGGCGACAUCUUCAAGAAGUAUGACAAGGACAACGACGGCAACCUGUCCCUCAACGAGGUGGCUGAAAUGUUCCUGGGCAUCACUAAAAACCUCACCACCUUGCCGGCCACGGCCCAAGUCGCGUCCCAGCAAGGCGAGUACCUGGGCCACAUGUUCUCCAAGCUCGCCAACGAGUACGAGACGCUCAAGGCCAACGGCAUCGAAAACGUCGACGACGAGGCAUACUACUCGCCCUUCAAGUACCACCACCUCGGCAGCCUGGCGUACAUUGGCAACUCGGCCGUGUUUGACUACUAUGGCUACUCGAUCGCAGGCGGCCUGCUGGGCAUGUACGCCUGGCGCUCGGUGUACUGGGGCGAGCAGACGAGCUGGCGCACGCGCUUCAUGCUCAUGCUCGACUGGAUCAAGCGCGGUAUCUUUGGCCGCGACUUGUCAAAGGUGAGAGCCCUGCUACCGAACCUCUCAACUCGCGCGCGUUUUGCUGACUCACUUCUCCUCAGUUCUAACAUGCCCGGCCCCCGCGCUCUUUUCUGCCUCGUGUCUAAAGAACCCAUAGAUUAG